GCCCGCCGAACUACAACUCCCGGCGUGCCCCGCGGCCGGCGCGCGCGCCGUGACGUCACCGCCCCGCGCCCGUUAUCUCCAUGGCGACACUGGCGCAUCCCGGCGUCGCUCCCAUGGGAACGGCCCGCGUGGCGUCCCGGGAACCGCGGGAACCGGGGGAGAGGGACCUGGCGCUGCCCCCGGCUCCGCUGUCCCGGAUCCCUCCCUGUGAGGGAAUGAAUGCCGGCUCUGCAGAGCCGGGAACAGCCCGUGGCGAUCCCCCGGGAAAGGCAAUCCCGGCUCCGGUGUGCCAGGAAUUCCAGGCAGGACAACAUGGAGCGUUUUUCUCUCUCUGAGCUUGGGCUCCCAACAGAAAACAAAGCUAUCCAGAGAAUUCUCUGUCCCAUGGCGGUGGAGCUCUGCCACCUCCUCCUCGCCCUGGAAAGGGAAGAUGGGAUUUGUCCAGCCUUCCCCAAUUUGGGGGAAAAGGCGAGAGAAUUGGCCAAAGCUAUGGAAGAACUCGCUGCUGUGGCGAGGAGGAUCUCCGAGGAUUGUGGCGUGGGAGGGAGCGAGGAGCUGUGUCCCGUGGGUGAAUCCCUGCUCCGGGCCGGGAGGGACGUGGCACUGGCAGCAUUCCAGCUGCAGGAGCAUCCUCACAGCCCUGGGCACCGCCAGCAGCUGGCAGCGGCCGCCAAGAGGAGCCUGAUGGAGACAGCAAAGAUCCUUCAGCUGGAAGAGGCUGCGGGGCUGAGGAGGAUCGCUGGCGCUGCCAGCUGGCUCCUGGAAAGCCUGAGCGAGCUGCAGGAUGCCCGGGACGCUCCGGGGAUGCUGGAUGCGUUCCAGGCCUUCUCCCAGGCCCUGCUCCGGCUGAGCCGCCUCACGGCCGAGCGCCUCCAGCACCUCGGAGACUGUCCCGGAGGGAAGAGCUUGGCCCAGAGCCUGCAGCUGCUCCACCAGUGUGUCCCGCUCAUCCACACAGCCCUGCCACGCUCCAGGGAUCGCCAAGCUGACCUCUCCCAGGAUCCUGUCUUCCAGCUGACCGAGAGCACCGUCAAGGGGCUCCUCUCGCAGCUCACCGAGCCCCAGGACAGGAGUGGCAUCUUCUCCCAGCAGGUGAGCAGGCUCCAGGCUCUCCUCUCCCAGCCCGACACCCUGCGCCUCUCCGAGGGCGGGUUCAGCUCCCUCUUGGAAGCAGUCAUUCUCCAUGGAAUGCUGCUGGCAGAGUCAUCCCGGCUGGAUCUGCGGCUGGAGCUGCUGGAACAUUGCUGGGUGCUGCUGCAGCUGAGGAGGAGCAUCCUCAGCCACACAAGCCAGAGGCAUGGGGAACAGGGACUGCAGCGGGAAUGUCACAGCCUGAGGGAGCAGCUGGAAAACCUGGAGCGGGCAGUGCUCAGAGCCACGCUGUGCCAAAUCCUGGAUGGAUUCUUCGAGGAGAAGGAGCCCCUGAGGCAGCUGCUGGAAGGUGUCCUUAGCCUUGCCCGUUCAGGACGUUUUCCUGCAGAACCAGGAGGAAUUUUAAGGAAGCUCCAGCCCCUCACUGCCGCCUUCUUCGCCCAGGCCCAGCGGAUGCUCCGAGCGGCCGAUCUGGUCCUGGCCGGGUGUGCCGAGGCCCAAACCGCCAGGGAAAUCCGGGAGGGCGCGGAGCAGCUGCGGAGCCUCCUGGGCAGCCUCCCUUCCCUGCUCACGGAAACCAGCGGGAACAUCAUGGAGCGGCUCCAGGCCCUGGGCCGUGCCUGGGCCAGAGCCACCGACGGCCUCCUGCACUGCUUCGAGGAGACCAUCGGCGUGAGGGAACUCCUGGAGUUAUCCAUCCUGGAGCUGGCCGAGCACAAGGAAGGGUGUGAAGUGGCGCUGGAACACCGCGAUCCCGAGGGAUUCUCCCAGCACACCGCUCGCCUCACGGGCUGGGCGCGCUGGGUGGUCGGAGCUGCCUCCCGGCACGUGGACAACGCCACGGAUCCCAUCUUCAGGAACGGCUUGUUGGUGUGGGUGGAGCAAUUGGCCAAAUCCAUCGUGGAGCUGCAAGCAGUCACGGCCCUCGUGCCGGGAAGGUUUUCCUGCCUCCAAAGCCGGGAUGCCUUUUCCCAGGCAGCGAGCUCCCUGAUGGACUCUGCUCUCCGUGUCCAAGCCGGGCUGGAUGGCUCCAACCACCCGGAGAUCCUCAGCCCGCUCCGGGAGCGAGUGCGGAGCACCGAGGUGGAAGAGGGGCUGGAGCUCCGGUCCCACACUGGGAUACCAACCAGGACGGCUGAGGCAGCGUUCCAAGGAGAUCUCCAAAGUCCUCCAUCUUCACCACCAGCUAACUUCUGCCUGGAUCCAUGGGAAGGGGAAACACACCCUGUCAUCGCAGCUCUCCUGGCAGCAUCCCGAGCCGGUGCCAGGGACGCCGUCCGUGCUGCUUGCUGCGUCCUGCUGGAGCUCUCCGAUGGCUGGGUGGAAGCAGCACGGGAAGCGCUGCCCGUGGCCAAGCCCCCGCAGCUCCAGGUGCUGCAGCAGCACCGGGAUAUCGCGGCACUGACCCCACGGAUCAUCAGCCUGGCCACGGGAACAGCCCCCGGGCAGCUCCCUGCUCCAGGCAGGCUUCUCCAAAUGGCACUCGGGCUCUCGGGAAGGAUCCGGGAGACUCGGGAGUGCCUGGCGGCUGUGGCAGGCCCUUGGAAUGCUCUGGCCCAGCAAGUGCUUGGAUUUAUCCUGUUGGGUGAUUUUCCAAGAGGGAAGCAGGCUCUGGAUGAGACGCUGCUGGGUUUAGCGGGAGCAGUGCAGGUGGCGGGAGCCAUGGCAAGCACAGCCUGCAGUCAGGAAAAUCCCAAUCCCUCCCGUGGCCAGCAGAGCUUCCUGCAGCUCCAAGCCAAGUUUUCCCGUGCUCAGCUGAACACCAAAGCGUUCCUGGAGAAGGCAGCAUCCUUCAGGGAAUCCUGUGGGAUGGAAAAGGCCGUCCUGGAGCUGCGCGGUGUCCGGUGGGCCGUUGGCAUGCGUGUCCUGCUGGAUGCCAUGGAUGGGUUCGUGGGCAGGGAUGUCCUGUUCCUGGCGGAGCUGAGCAGAGCUGUGAGGAACAAGGCUGCCCCACGGAGCCUCCUGCCUGCUGUGGCUGAGAAUUCCCUCAGGUUGCAGGAGGCUGCCCGCCUUUCCUACUUAUCCUGCCCUGGAGACCACGGUGCCAGAGAAAUCCUGGUGCUCCGGGAGGAGAUCCAGGUGCUCAUGGAAGCGCUGCUGGACGUGUCCAACACCCUCCUGCUCUCCCCACUGCCUACUGCCAGCUUGGCCAUCCGCUUCGAGCUGCUGCGGAGGGACGUGGCCCUCAGGGCCAAGGCGCUGUCGCUCCACAUGGAAAGGGUCAACAUGGAACAGCUGCAGCUCAUCCAGGACGUGGCUGGAGCAGCUCUGUCCAACCUCAGCCAAGAGAGGGAGAGGAGCAAGGAAGGGUUUGAGGAGAAGGCAAAUCGGCUCAUGGCUGAUGUCCAGUGGGUCAGGAACACCCUCCGGGAUGCUCUGGAGGCCGGUGUUCAGCUUGGGUCACAGCCUGACCUGCUGUCCGUGGCUGACCACCUGCUGAUCCUCACGGCUGACUUGGUGGGAAGCAUCCGGCAGCACUUCAGGAGCCAGCAGGACACCAGGGAUCCCUGCCUGGACACUGGGGAUCCCUGCCUGGACACCGGGGAUCCCCGCCUUGACACCAGGGAUCCCCGCCUGGACACCGGGGAUCCCUGCCAGGACACCAGGGAUCCCCGCCAGGACACCGGGGAUCCCCGCCAGGACACUGGGGAUCCCCUCCUGGACACCGGGGAUCCCCUCCUGGACACUGGGGAUCCCCGCCUGGACACCGGGGAUCCCUGCCAGGACACCGGGGAUCCCCACCUGGACAGCGCGGUGUGGUACUGGUCAGCCAAGGCACACUACCUUGUCACACAGCUCCGGGUUAUCCCUGGAAUCGACAGGGAUGUCCUGCAGCGCCUCACGGAAUGCCUGCAGCGGGAACGCUCCCCAGGAUCGCCCGAGGGCACAGCCACACUCUCCCCAGCUCCAGAGCCCACUCCAGAGGCAGCAGGAAUUCAUCCACGCGGGAGCAGAGGAGCGAGUGGAGCCGGGCGGGAAGGGGGUGAGCUGCACCGAGAUGGCCCUUCCAGCAUCCCCCCUGCAAAGCAGGAGACAGGAAACCGCGGCAAGUGGCAGGGUGGCCCCAGCCAGGUGUCCCAGGUGACCCAGGACAUGGCCACCAGGAUGCUCCACAUGGCUCAGUUCCUGCGCAGGAAGGGCCCCAUUGCGAGCAAGGAGCAGUUUGUUGCCUGUGCCAGGCAGAUGGUUUCCGACGGGCAGGUGGUUGUUAGGUUUGGGAACAUCCUCGCCAAGCACUGCCUGGACCAGAGGUGCUCCGCGGAGCUGCUCCGCGCUGCCGAGCACACCCAAUCCAUCGGCAGCCAGCUCGCCAUCGUGGCCAGGGUGAAGGCAGUGACUGGGGAGAGCAGGGCCUCCUCUGAGCUGCUGCUGAGCAACGUGCAGAACCUCAUCCAAGCAGUCCAGCAUGUCCUGAGGGCGGCCGAGGCGGCGUGUGUCAAAGGUUUGGGACAGCCCUCAGCAGACCCCGAGGAAGAAGAAGUUGCUGCCUUCUGUCAGCAGUGGAGGAAAAACCUGACACAGCACAGAGCCAAGGAGGCUUUAAAUUCCGACCGGGAUGAAUUAGGGCUCCGGAAAACUCGAGGGGCAAAGACUGAGCCCACCCUGAUGUCUCUGGUGCAAGAGCAACCCCCCUGGAGCAGGAAUGUCCCAAAGCACCCCAGUCCUAGGAAAGGACACACAGUUAUGGACAGACACCUGUAGCCCAGAGAGGGGCUCCAUGGCGCUGGAAGCAGAGCAGGAAUACUUUGCAGGGUGAAGGAUUCAUGCUGGAGUUUUCCACCGAGGCAGGAAAACCUCGGAACAGGCUCCGUGGGGAGGCCAGGAAUCUUCUGGUGAGUGUUUUACCCCCCGCUGGUGAGAUGGGGUGGACGGGGCUUUGGAGAAUCCUCAUCCAGUGGGAGGUGUCGGAGGUGUCCCUGCCCGUGGCAGGGGGUGGAAUGGGAUGAGUUUAAGGUCCCUUCCCAUCCAAACUAUUCCAGGAUUCUGUGAUCCAGAGAUGCUCAGGCUUUCUGCCAUCUCUCCACCUUUCCUGCUUCACCCAGCCAUGGAUGCAGCAGUGGGGAGCGUUCUGUCUCACCUGCUGGCCCUGAGCCUGCAGAUUGCCUCCCAAAAUCCCCCUGGGCCCCAGGACUCUCUCCCAUCCAGAGUAAACAUUGAGUCCCCGAGAUCGCCUACCUCACAGCUCCCAGAGUAUCCCAGACUGCUGCUCCUCUGUCCUGGCUCUCCACAUCCAUCCUUCCCAGCCUCGGGAUCACAAGCUGUCCGAUGGCAGCGCUGCUCCGUGCUGGAAUUCUGCAGGAGAGGUGGAAAGGAGCCACCAUGGAAUUCCCUGUGGAAUACACGACCGGCACAGCAGAUCACAACUGGCUCCAUGGUGGCUGCAGCCCAUUCCAGCCCCCCUUGGUGUCCCACCUGCAUCCCAAACACCUUCCCCCAACCAGGAAUUCCACUACUUGCGUGGCUGCAAGGAAUCUCCUCUGCAUUCCCAGGAAAAGCAGCAGCAGGCACACCGGAGACUCCGGGAAGAUAACUGCAAUGAAUAAAGCAGGAGGGGAGGGAAGGGAGGGAAGGAAAGGAAGGAAUUACACAUGGAGACAACAGGCUGUGAGGACUCACAGGCCUCUGUAUCCAUGCCAUUUCCACACUGUUUUUCCCUGCUGGCUCGGUUUUUUGAGGAAAACCUCGAGCAGCCCCUCCAGGGAGUGGAUGAAGAAAUAACAAACUACUAACAAAGGACUAAUGGAUUACUCCAAGACAGCCACCCAGUUCCACGUCCAUUCUCUACUUCUCCUACCCAAAGGAAAUAAUGAAAUUAACAAAAUUCACGCUCUGGGAAGUCAGGGAGGCAAAGUGAAGCCAGGAUUGCCUUCGGAGAUGGCUCCUCUGCCAUGCAGGAAUCGCCAGCUUCCCUCGGCUCAUCCAAAACCUCAGAACUUGGGAUAAAGACUCUGCAGGCAGCACGUUUUUACUGGAAAGGCAGCUGGCUAGGAACAACUGCACUUCUUCCUCUGGAGAAAAAGCAGCCCCAAAGGCAGGACAAGAGCUCUGCCAUGCAAAACCUGGGCAAUCUGAGACACACAGGACGCUCCGAGACGGAACACGGCAGCUCCCUCCGUGAGACCUCGGGAUCAGGUACAAGGUUACGUUAAAACCCCACAAACCAUCCCAAAAAGCCCGGCUCUAGUCCCCCACCGGCACGCACACGGAGUCGUCACCAGGAAUUAACUGUACCCUUUUUAAUUGUUUUGUUAAAAAUGUCGUCGAGACACCAUGAAUACAAGUACUGCAGUUACAGCCAUACAAAAAAAGCAAUACAAAUUAAGCAGCUGAAUACAAAAAUACGUUGAAAUACAUGAACACCACAAUGGAACUCGGAGCACUAAAUCCCAAUCGUGUAGGCGUGGAAAAAAAUUAAAUAAAAACAUUUUUUUUGUUGUUUUUUUGUUUUUCCUUUUCGUAUUAGACAAUGUAGUUUUCUCCACUUUGAACAGUUACUUUUGCUAGUUAUGUACUUCACAAUUUCUUCUAUGUACAGCAUAGAAUAAAAUACUUUCAAAAGAUA
Messenger RNA from Parus major (Great Tit), 6655 nucleotides. RefSeq lists its product as uncharacterized. Gene Ontology annotation, cellular component: adherens junction; catenin complex. The transcript is spliced from 8 exons. The record is from RefSeq and is a predicted model, not a curated record. Bases 220 to 4794 code for a protein of 1524 amino acids. Gene Ontology annotation, biological process: cell-cell adhesion; cell migration. Gene Ontology annotation, molecular function: beta-catenin binding; actin filament binding. NCBI's taxonomy places the organism in Eukaryota, Metazoa, Chordata, Aves, Passeriformes, Paridae.